This is a messenger RNA of Triticum turgidum subsp. durum (durum wheat), 333 nucleotides long. The record is from the annotation of a GenBank genome assembly. Lineage: Eukaryota; Viridiplantae; Streptophyta; Magnoliopsida; Poales; Poaceae.
AUGUGUAUCCUGUCAUCUAAUCACACUUGGACUCAAGCCAUUACCUCUUGUAGACAGAGUUAUCAUGUCAAGUCAACCAUUGUCCAAGUAGCGAGUAGGACAUCUCGUAGAAGUACCCUGGCAUACAUUUCGUCUGCCUUCUUUGCAAUGUUCCUGCUGGCUGAACAUGCUGAAGCCAGAACCUCGAGACAAGAGAACAAGAGGAAAGUAAUGGAGAAGCUGGAGAUGGUCCGGGAGGAGGCCCUGGGCUCGAAGGAGAAGAAAGAGAACACGAACAAGGAGUCUGUGGCAAACUUGUUGAUCCCUCCUACUUUGGUCGAUGCUUACAUCUGA